This is a messenger RNA of Drosophila eugracilis, 2091 nucleotides long. Its product is annotated as angiogenic factor with G patch and FHA domains 1. The coding region runs from base 48 to 1856 and encodes 602 amino acids. The record is from RefSeq and is a predicted model, not a curated record. Gene Ontology annotation, molecular function: nucleic acid binding; protein binding. NCBI's taxonomy places the organism in Eukaryota, Metazoa, Arthropoda, Insecta, Diptera, Drosophilidae. The transcript has 9 exons.
GGCUUGUCAUUCAUAUCAAAUAAUUAAAAUUAUAUUGUUUUUAAAUAAUGUCGUCGCCGGCUGAAGAAGAGGAAUCGGCGGACAGUGUCGCAAAACAUGAUUUCAUCGAACUGAAGAGUAUGAAGGACUUGAAAUCCUGCGAGCAGCAACAACUGCUGCAGUACGUGGAAAAGCUGCACGGAAUUAUCCGAAAAUACGACACCAAACUGGCAGCCUAUAAACAAAAACUAAUUCACUUCCUGAAUCAGGAAAAAAAGACUUCCAGCGACAAAUCCAUCCAAACCAAUGAAUUGCAAUGCGAGGAAAGCCAGGACUCCCUGGAAAAUGAAGAAGACGGCGAUCAAAAAGACAAGCCCAACGAUUUAUCGGCGACAGACGCUUUUAGUUUUGUGGACGAGAUGCGGCAGGCGGCCAAGCACGCCGAAAACCUGAACAACUUCGUCUAUGAGCCGACCUCAGGCUUGUACUAUGAUCACAAGACGGGAUACUACUAUAACGCGGAGUACGGAUUGUACUACGACGGUAAUACCGGUUGCUACUACAGCUACGAUAAUGCCAAAGACUCGUACGAGUUUCACUCGCAGGCCCACGUACAGGCGAACAAGGCGACCAAUCCAGAACCAGAGGACGAACAGGUGGAAUUCGAUGAGCUGGGAGGUGUCAUUACGGACCAGGACACUUUGAAAAAGAUCAAGGCAGAGAAGCAAAAGGCCAAAGAUCGAGCAGAAAAGUCCAAGCGUAAGGCCAAGGAUAAAAAGAAAGGCAAGAAGCACAGCAAAAAGAAACGCAAGAAGGAGCACCGUCACAAGACGAAGAAGCGUCAUAGGGAUUCCGGCGAUGAGCGGGAUGAAGACGCCGAGGAGGGCGAGCUGUCGCAAAGUACUGACCCCAGUUCCGAUUCCAGCGACAAUGAGGAGACCGGUAGCAACAGCGACACGGAGGACAGCAAUGUGCCGGUCUUUAAGGCUGCGGGACGCUUUCAAGACAUUGCCAAGAAGUAUCCACCCUCGCUUCGCAUCAUUGUCCAGGAGACUAAUGUUGAGGCCUUAAAGGUGGGAAGCCUACACCUGAUAACCUACAAAGGUGGCUCGUUGGGACGUGAGGGCGCUCACGAUGUUAUCAUACCGGAUGUUAACGUGAGCAAGUGUCAUUUGAAGUUCAACUAUGAAACCAAGUUGGGAAUCUACAAGUGCCUUGAUAUGGGCUCCCGCAACGGCACCAUUCUUAAUGGUUCUAAAAUGUCCUGUAGUGCCAUGGAUCUUGUUCAUGGCAGUGUCAUCACAUUGGGGCAAACGAAACUCCUGUGCCAUGUGCACGAAGGCAACAGUACCUGCGGGCUCUGUGAGCCAGGUCUGUUGAUAGAAACACCUACACCAGUUGUAGCCACAGCUGGCGCAUCCACCGCAACUGUAUUAUCUCACAAGGAGCAGCUAAAGAAGCUGCAACGCAAGUAUGGACUAGAAAACGAAAAAUUUGUUGAGCCUGGCAAUGGUCAGUCCAACUACAAUGAUCGUGCUGCGACAAGGCGUGUCAAGGUGGGCAGCAGCACGGAUAAAGAAAAGACUGAAGUGGCUUGUGUGAACACUGAGAUCGGCAGCUCAAAUAAGGGUUUCAAAAUGCUAAGUAAACUGGGGUGGCAGAAAGGCGACACUCUGGGCAAGACUAACGCGAGUGCUGGACUUCUGGCUCCGAUCAAUGUGGUAGCCAAUGAGGGCACCAGCGGUCUGGGAAACACAGACACCGUAAUCUCUAGCUCCAGACCUAUGGACAAAAGGAAGUUGGCCAAUUUGAAGAUCACUCAGGCACGAUAUCAACGCGCAAAAGACAUCUUUGAUCAGUCCGAUGACAGUGAUUAAGAAAUGCAUUUUUAUUUAUAUUGGAAACACAUUUAAUUAACAAUUACUCAAACAUAUUCAUAAGUAUGUGUAUAUAUAUAAAUGUAUGUAUAUAUACAUUGGUUCUAUAUAUGUAUAUAUUAAUUCAAAAAUCUUGCUAUAAGGUUAAGCUAUCAGUCAAUUAAUUAAUUUAGCUUCGCUUAUGAACAAAAAGUAUAGAGGGAAAGGUAAUGUUAAAUAAAUAUGACGUCGCGUA